CAAUUUCAAAAAAAUUGAAAAAAACUGUUCACGCAAAGAUCAGGAUUCAGCACUGUGAGACACGAGGAGCUUGGCUUCGCUCACGAUUCGCUGAUGCCCGUACAUCUAGACCUCGUCCCGGACUUGGAGGUGACGCCGUUAACUUGUUCACGGAGAGGAGCUUCUCUCUCUCUCUCUCCAUCCAUAUCGGAGCCUCUCGUUUGUAGGAGUGGGUCUGGUAAAACCACCGCCGUUUAAGGCACAACCCGCCUAUUUUUUUUGUCCUCUUUCAAAGCCAACCAACCCUCUCUUCCUCGUCCAUCCUCACCCUCUCUCCCUUUCCCUCUCUCGCUCUCGCGCGCUCUCUCUCUCCGAGCGGGCGAGCGAGGGUCAGGAAACUCGCCGGAGAAUUGCUUCUCGUUUGCCGGAAUAUGCAUUAAUUCCAUCACAAAGCUUUGACACUCCAGAAUAGAUGCAACGGAACCAUAGCGAGGGAGCUCCUGUUAUUAUUUUUUUGGUUGAGAAAUAAUAUUAUAAUUCUCGGUCUUUCUUACAAACUCCCUUUCUUUCUAGCUCUUAACUUGCAAUGAAGGGAAAAGGAGGGAGGGUAUCAUAGUUUUGGAGGUUCUUACACGGCACAGAUGCCGAGAUCCCUUCCUCAAUCCCCUUGCCUUAUGCCGUAAUCUAUUCGAUUUUUCUCUCUGUCCUCUUCUGCCCAUCUGGUUUAUAUGCUAUCAUCUCUCUGUUCUUUCAUCAUCAAAAUCGGAAAAAAACAUUACAGAGAAGAGUCAGAGAGAGAAAAAGAAGGGUUGGAGGUGAAGAUGAAUGUUUAAAUGACUUUCUCGUGUUUGGUAUGGAAGCCUAGGGCUUGAAUUUCCUGUCAAGGGGCGGGCAUACGGCUUGGAAGUAGCUUACGGAUAUGGAAUAUUAAAUUUUAGUUUGUAGAUACAGAUAUGGAGGCCUAGGGCUUGAAUUUCCUGUCAAGGAGCGGGCAUACGGCUUGGAAAGUAGCAUACAGAUACGGAAUAUUAAGUUUUAGUUCCUAUAUUUGGUUCGUUUCGUUUCUGAAUUUCACCAUGCCUUCUGAAAUAAUGAACCAAAGGGGGUUUCCUCCAUCCUCCUACUUCUGUGAGGAAAUCCGUUUUCCCGCUGAGAGGAAAGUUGGUUUCUGGAAGCCUGAAAACAUGCCCGAUCACCCUGAAGUAGGAAGAGGUGGAGUAUCACAAAUGUCUUGCAGCAAACCAGUUGAUCCAUCCCUGGCUUCAUGGAGAUCUCUGGAUUAUGAUGCUGGAGCAAGGUCCAAGUUAUUUUUGCAGCCAACUUCUUAUUUUGCAGAAGGUGGGAGAACUGAUAUGAAUGGAGGUCAAUAUGAGAAUGGUCUAUUCUCGAGUUCCUUCUCAGAAAUAUUUAAUAGGAAAUUGAGACUAGCAUCCAAUGAUGUUCUAUUUGGAAAGUCUGCUAAUAAUACUGUUGCCUCCCAAUAUGAGGAAGAGGAGCCAUUUAAGUCCCUCGAAGAAAUUGAGGCACAAACAAUUGGGGACCUCCUUCCUGAUGACGAUGAUUUGCUUUCCGGUGUCUUCGAUGAGAUAGAGUAUAUUGCCCAACCAAAUAGUGGGGAUGAUGUAGAAGAUUUUGAUCUCUUUAGCAGUGUUGGAGGGCUGGAACUAGAAGGAGAUGGUGGUGCCUGUGCAGCCGAAAUAUAUUCUGAUAUCUCUGGGGGAGCUUCCAAUAAUCAGCAGGGGGGGUCCAAUGGCUCUGUUGCUGGGGAGCACCCUUAUGGAGAACACCCCUCUAGAACACUUUUUGUCAGAAAUAUAAAUAGCAAUGUUGAAGACUCAGAGUUGAGGGUUCUUUUUGAGCAAUAUGGCGACAUCCGUACUCUUUAUACAGCAUGCAAGCACCGUGGUUUUGUUAUGAUCUCUUAUUAUGAUAUAAGAGCAGCACGAAAUGCAAUGAAAGCACUCCAAAACAAGCCAUUGAGGCGUAGGAAACUUGACAUACACUAUUCGAUUCCAAAGGACAAUCCUUCGGAGAAAGAUAUUAAUCAGGGAACACUGGUGGUGUUCAACCUAGAUUCUUCUGUUUCCAAUGAUGACCUACGCCAGAUUUUUGGUGUUUAUGGAGAAAUUAAGGAGAUCCGUGAAACUCCACACAAACAUAAUCACAAAUUCAUAGAGUUUUAUGAUGUUAGGGCUGCUGAGGCUGCUCUUCGUGCUCUGAACAGGAGUGAUAUUGCGGGGAAGCGGAUCAAGCUUGAACCAAGUCGUCCAGGCGGUGCAAGACGGUGUCUGAUGCAACAGUUUUCUCCAGAGCUGGAGCAAGAAGAUUCCAUUUCAUCUCAACAACAGAGUAGCCCUCCUAGUGGUUCACCAUCAGGAUGCUUUGGUUCAAUUUCUAAUGGGUCAGUCACAUCUAGUUGCAUGGAGAAUGGAGCUGUCCAGGGUCUACACUCCACAAUCCGAGCACCUGUUAGUCCAUUCAUGGAAAAUGCCUUUCAUCAUGAUAUUUCUUCUUCUGUCCCCAAUAGCAUACGCUCUCCAGUUAGAGUUGCAUCUGUUGGCAACCUAUCUGGGUUUGGUGAGCCUAGCCACUCGCUGGGCCAAAUGAAGUUUGGUUUUCAGUCUAUGCCAACUUUCCAUCCUCAUUCAUUGCCAGAAUAUCACGAUGGUUUAGUCAAUGGUGUUCCUUACAAUUCUCCAGGCACCAUGGCACCUAUAGCAGCAAAUAUCAGCUCUAGACCAUCAGAAGGAAUUGAGAACAGGCAGAUCUGCAGAGUAGGCUCAAAUGGGCUUUCAGUUGAUAUUAAUGAUGGUGUUUUUGGUUCUUCUGGAAAUGGGAGCUACCCUCUUCGUGGACAUCAUCAUAUGUGGAAUUGCUCCAACUCAUAUCAGCCUCAUCCUCCAACAAAUAUGAUGUGGCCAAACUCUCCAUCAUUCGUCAAUGGCAUGCAUAAUAAUCCCCCUGUGCAACUGCAUGGACUUCCUAGAGCACCAUCUCAUAUGCUGAAUACAGUUCUACCAAUACAUCACCAUGUUGGAUCAGCACCAGCUGUUAAUCCAUCUCUCUGGGAUAGGCCUCAUGCCUAUUCUGGGGAUUCUCCUGAGGCAUCUGGUUUCCACCCAGGUUCUCUUGGGAAUAUGGGAUUUUCAGGAAACUCUACAUUGCAUCCUUUAGAACUUGCUUGUCAUAACAUUUUUCCUGUUGGUGGUAACUGUAUGGAUCCAUCAAUUCCCUCUACAAAUGUUGGAUUGCACUCCCCUCAACAAAGGUGCCACAUGUUCCCUGGAAGAAACCUGAUGGUUCCUAUGUCAAGCUCAUACGAUGCACCUAAUGAGCGGAUGAGAAGCCGUAGGAGUGAUGUUGGUUCUAAUCAGGCUGACAACAAGAAGCAGUAUGAACUUGAUAUUGACCGCAUACUGCGUGGAGAGGAUACACGAACAACAGUUAUGAUAAAGAAUAUUCCUAACAAGUAUACUUCAAAGAUGCUUUUGGCUGCGAUUGAUGAGCACCAUCGAGGAACUUACGAUUUCCUUUAUUUGCCAAUUGACUUCAAGAACAAAUGCAACGUUGGGUAUGCCUUCAUUAAUAUGAUUGAACCUCUCCAUAUUGUUCCAUUCUUUCAGGCAUUUAAUGGUAAGAAAUGGGAAAAGUUCAACAGUGAAAAGGUUGCAUCACUUGCAUAUGCCCGUAUUCAGGGAAAAGCUGCUUUGAUUGCCCAUUUCCAGAAUUCAAGCUUGAUGAAUGAGGAUAAACGGUGCCGCCCUAUUCUAUUUCAUUCUGAUGGCCCAAAUGCAGGUGAUCAGGAGCCCUUCCCAAUGGGGGUCAAUGUUCGAUCAAGGCCUGGCAAACCACGAACCACUGGCAAUGACAAUCAAGGAAGCCAAUCAGUGUCUGCAAAUGCGGAGGAAUCUGGGAAUGGAACGGACACUUCAUCAGUUUCUGCAAAGGACUCGGAUUGAUGAAGCUGAAAUUUCUCGAGCACCAACUAUAGGACCCUAAGCAAUCUAUACAAAUGAGUCCUCUAAUUUCUACCAGCUUUCAGGGUGACUGAUGGAUUCUCUUGGGGUGCUUUCGAAAAGCUUUUUUUUUUUUUUCCUCUAAAUUUUGGGAACGUGAAAUUUUUAGACUAGUGAGGUCAUUUCCAUUUUUCCAUGGGACCUCAAAGUUGUGUAACAUUGAGCUCGACAACGAGAAAAGCAGAACAGGUGACAUUCGAGAUUUUGAAUCGCCGCAAGUAACAAAAAGUGUACAGGAAUUUCUAAACGAGGGAGGUUGAUGUUUCGUGAACUCGAGGAGGAUUCUCUGUGUCUUAACGUUUUUUCUUUGUUCCCUUAGAAGUGUUUUUUUAAAAGUUCUACGUUGUCCUUUUGGAUCCCUAGCGGGUUCCUGUUUUGGAUUGGGCAAAGGUGUGUGUGUGUGAGAGAGAGAGAGAGAGAGGGCGAGAGGGAGAGCGAGAGUGAUAUGAUCCUGAAAAUUUUGGUGUAUUUUAUAUGUACUAGUCUAUUUCUGAAUGAAUUUGUAGUGUUUGAUUC
This is a messenger RNA of Nelumbo nucifera (sacred lotus), 4511 nucleotides long. It is a transcript of the gene ML1, whose product is annotated as MEI2-like protein 1. The record is from RefSeq and is a predicted model, not a curated record. NCBI's taxonomy places the organism in Eukaryota, Viridiplantae, Streptophyta, Magnoliopsida, Proteales, Nelumbonaceae. Gene Ontology annotation, molecular function: RNA binding.